AAACUGAUCGGUUACAAACAGAAACAGGACAAGUAUCAGCAUGAAGUUUCCUAUACUACACUUUCUCCACAAGACAACUAAAGACACGUCUAAAUCAAUGUAUGGCUGCUAGGAAUAGAUGUGUGAAAUCUAAAUAACCUUUAGAUCCAUCUAAGAUUUCGAUUCCCAGUAAAAAAAUAAUAUAAAAAAUGGGACCAAAAAAAUAAAUCCUAUAUUGCUUCAUAAAACAUAAUCUUCCAAUAUUGCUUUAUAUAAACGAAAAUGCAUCAGUGCACUUGAGCGUGCAGCACACACUGGUGAGAAUGCCCACUUCCAUGUUUUGAGAAGUUCUGACAAAACUUAUACAUGUACAUUGUUGGAUGUAGUUCGAAUCUGCAAGUGUUGGUGCAAAAAUAAAACUAUCUAUUUAUGUGCUAGAUAAAAAAGACAAACUGUUUACAUUUAUAGUUGUUGUUUUACUUCUGUUGUUGUUUCUCAUAAAAAGUUUAACCAGCUGAAAAUGCUAUCUUUUGCUACCUCUAUGUGUCUGACUCUCUGUCAUGCUAUGUGUCUGACUCUCUGUCACGCGCACUCUGUGACACAACUGCCAAUAUUCGCAUUGGCUCUCCUAAUAAAGAGGUCCAUGCUUUUCCUCUCCAUCGUAAAGAAUAACCCCUAAAAAUGGACAGGACGCAGGCACUUUCUGUUAACCUGUCUUUAUUUAGGCAAACGCAUUACCAUAUAAGUAGGACCUUGCAUAGCGUCCCGUCUAACUUGAGCAACAUCGCAAGCGCGCAAACCAAACCUCCCAAUGGCAUCCUUCUACGCAGCCAUAGGUUUCAUCCUCCCCUUUCUCCUCACCAUCGCAUUGCCCCAAUCUACUGGUUCCCCUCCUGCGGCGCCGUCGACCACCGGGUCAUUAUCCAUCGAGGACGCCUGCAAGCAGACCACCAAGCUCUACGACCUCUGCAUGGCGACGCUCUCCCCGGACCGGUCCUCCUUGACGGCUGAUGCUGUGGGCCUGACCAGGGCGGCCAUCCUGGCUGUCCAGAAGAACGCGUCCGAGACAGCCACAUACCUCACGAACAUCGAUGAAGAUGACAACUUCAAUAAAACGGCGCAGCUGCAACAAUGCCUCGAGGGCUGUGGGGAGCGGUAUGAGGCGGCCGUGGAGCAGCUGGCAGACGCGACAAUCGCGCUGGACAUGGGGGCAUACGACGAGUCGCAGGUGCUGGUAUCUGCAGGCCAGGCGGAGGUGAAGCUGUGCCAGAAGGGGUGCCAGGACUCACCAGAACACCAGAGCAUCCUCAUGGCGCGCAACACCGAGGUCGACCAGCUCUGCAAUAUCACUCUCGCUAUCGCCAAGCUUAUCCCCCGGUGACCGGACUCUGCUCGCUCAUGGUGGUAUAUGACUGCCAUAUUGCCUUUGAAGACAUGGUGGCUAGUGAAUUAAUUUAUCUAGCAGAUGGGAGCCAGACCUUCUGUGUAAACUAGCUGAAUAGCCAUAUUUUACUAUGGCUAGAUAACCAUGCUGCGCAACAUAUUAUGCUAUCGUCGUCAUACUCAGUCGGGUCCACACCAAAAGAUUAAGUUAGUUCAUUUCAUUUUCUUCAGUAUACAAAUUGACAAUAUGUGUUGCCCAAAAUUGGCAGGUUUCACCUGUUCCAA
Molecule: messenger RNA, 1647 nt
Organism: Triticum urartu
Lineage: Eukaryota; Viridiplantae; Streptophyta; Magnoliopsida; Poales; Poaceae
Product: pectinesterase inhibitor
Molecular function (GO): enzyme inhibitor activity
Source: RefSeq, a predicted model, not a curated record